CCGGAAGUUCCGAAACGGAUUCCAGGUGCCAGCGAAUCCUGUAAGGUACGCGUGGAAACUGGGGAUAUGGCGGGGCACGGCCCAGCGCUCUGCCUCUUCGACGUGGACGGGACCCUGACGGCCCCGCGGCAGAAAAUUACCAAAGACAUGGAUUACUUUCUACAAAAACUGAGGCAGAAGAUCAAAGUUGGAGUCGUAGGCGGGUCGGACUUUGAGAAAGUACAGGAGCAACUGGGAAACGAUGUGGUUGAAAAAUAUGAUUAUGUGUUUCCAGAAAAUGGCUUGGUAGCAUACAAAGAUGGGAAACUCUUGUGCAAACAGAACAUUCAAGGUCACCUGGGUGAGGCCCUAAUCCAGGAUUUAAUCAACUACUGUCUGAGCUACAUCGCAAAAAUUAAACUCCCGAAGAAAAGGGGUACUUUCAUCGAAUUCCGAAAUGGGAUGUUGAAUGUGUCCCCCGUCGGAAGAAGCUGCAGCCAAGAAGAACGCAUUGAGUUCUACGAACUGGAUCAGAAAGAAAGUAUAAGACAGAAAUUCGUGGAGGAUCUGCGGAGAGAGUUUGCAGGGAAAGGCCUCACGUUUUCCAUAGGAGGUCAGAUCAGCUUUGAUGUCUUCCCUGAUGGAUGGGACAAGAGGUAUUGCCUGGGACAUGUGGAAAAGGACGGCUAUGAGACCAUUUAUUUCUUUGGUGACAAAACCAUGCCAGCCCCUGGGUGGCAACAGCCUUGGCCCAGGAGGAGCCAGGUGGCGCCUGCAUCUGCGCCGUGUCUUCUCAGGGCGGGAACGACCACGAGAUCUUCACAGACCCGAGGACGGUGGGCUACACCGUGACGGCGCCCGAGGACACACGCAGGAUCUGUGAGGAGCUCUUCUGCUGACCAUCCCUCUCCCCGUGGGAGGGGCGUCCCGCCACGCCCACCCCCAGCCCACUGUACGGUUGUCACUCGGGUCCUCACUUGGCAGGGAAAUGGCCCUCCGCCUCCAGUGCUAGAAGCAGCCAGAAGGGAGAAGAAAAGGCUUGUCAAGAAUGGUUCAAAGGACUGUCUCCAACAGAGGGUUUUGUCCCCACCCCGAGUCUCAGGACCCCCAGCCCUGCCCUGAUACGUGCGAUCACAGUACACCUGGGGUUUUUUUGUUUUUAAACUUUCCCAUCAUUCUAGAAUGAUACAGGAAGAACGAGUGUGCCUGGACCCUCCCUCUUUCCUCAUGGGUCUUGUGGAAAAUGUAACAGAUAUUCACAUUGGGACCCUGCAUCAGUACCAGGAGGGGGGCUUUGGUGAUGAGAAAGAAAGGACAAGAUGUUUACAAUGAUCUGACCCUGGGACAUGGUUAAAAACACUUCCAGAAAUGAAGCUCCCCCGUGAGAGCGCGGGCCGAGUGACCACUGACCCCAGGGACUUUGCAGCUAGCUGGCCCAGGAAGCAGGGGUAGCUCUGUAUCCACUACACUUGGAGACCCGCUGGUUUCCUAGCCAUUGGGACAGAGGCAGUGGGACCAACAACGCCGCCGAGAACAGGCACAUGGCCCUCCCGGGACGCAGCUUCGAGCCCAGGCCUAGAGACUAACUGAGGCGGUCACACUUCACCCAAAAAACCUCCUCCUGCUGUCCCCAGGGCCUGUUUGCCCUAGUUCGUCAGGGAUCAGGGGAGAGCCUGAACUAACAGAUCAGGAGCUGUACCGUUUCUCUGCCGAUGUUUGAAUAAGCCCAUCCACCCAGGCCCUCGGAGCUGCCGUGUUUGGGUCUGCAACCCUCACUCCUCCCUCCCGCCUCCUGCAAGUUCCUUGUAUAACUGGAAGGCAGCGCGGAGCCUCGUCCACAACACAGAACACGGAAGAGAGCUUUCCAAGAAAACGGUUGCUGUGUCGCUUUUGAGCAUCUUCCUCCACAGACAAGUGCCGGGGCCGGCGUCAGUCCAGGCAUGGCCUCUGCUGGGGGCUUGCAGACCUGAAUCUCAAGUGGGGAUUACAGAGGUACUCUGAGCAGCCCACCUUUCUGCCCCCACCAGGUACCUUCAUCACAGAGGAACCUGGUUCCCCCCAACCCUCCCCCAGCCUGGCUUGUCUCAGCUCAGGAUCAGCGCCAGGCUGCGAGGUCAGCCCCCUCACCUGCCCAGGGCCACACACCGGGGUGACGGUUCUCACUGGUUCCCAGGACUGUGCCGUCCUGUGGCAUCCUUCCUGGCUGAAUUUUACACAAUACUGUAAUGAUCUUUCCAAAUGAAGAGUAGCAAAUUAAAGUGAUUUUAUUGUUUCCUA
This is a messenger RNA of Lagenorhynchus albirostris (white-beaked dolphin), 2256 nucleotides long. It is a transcript of the gene PMM2, whose product is annotated as phosphomannomutase 2. Gene Ontology annotation, cellular component: cytosol. The transcript is spliced from 8 exons. Lineage: Eukaryota; Metazoa; Chordata; Mammalia; Artiodactyla; Delphinidae. The record is from RefSeq and is a predicted model, not a curated record. The coding region runs from base 67 to 831 and encodes 254 amino acids. Gene Ontology annotation, biological process: mannose metabolic process; protein N-linked glycosylation; GDP-mannose biosynthetic process. Gene Ontology annotation, molecular function: phosphomannomutase activity.